AUGCGCCAGCGCGCGGUGGGGGCCCUCACAGAACUGAAGCGACGAUGGGGGCCAGUUGGUACGCGGUUGCGUGCCCGGCAGCCACAGGCACUGCAGCGAGCCACCCAGCAGCGGGACCUCGGCUUGACGGCACUGCUCAUCAUCCUGGCCAGUUGGGGAGACGUGACCUACGCGCACGGGCUGGUCAAGGGCCUUCCGGCGGUUGGCUUCGCACCGCCCUACGGGGUUUUCCCUGUCCAGGGAGCUACGCCGAUCGGCCUCGAGGAGGUCCUGGGCGAUUGGCAGAAGCACAAUGCCGAGACAAUUCGGAGGCUAAAGCCGGGGCGCUUGGAUCAGGUGUUGCUCGAACAAACGCUGGCAGACGCGGCCCAGGGCUUCUGUUCCGAGCCGUUGUCCCAAGCCGGUGUUCAAAGGCUCUUGAAAGGACAACCGUUCAGAGUGAUACCCCGCUGCGUCAUUACGCAAGGGUCAGGAAAGCAUCGUAUUAUUGAUAACGCGGCUGAGGGCGGUCAGUCGGCGACUUCAGCGGACUCCAACAAGCUUGUACUCUGUUCCCCGCUCCGGCCGGCCCAGCAUUUGCGAGCCACCCUCAGCUACAUGUCCGAGGCGGACCUUGCGGUGGCCCGAGCCGAGGAAUCCCGAGCCUGUGUGGUCUGCUUCUGGCACGACGAGUGGCAGCAGCCUGCGUUCCAGGUGUAUGCCGGCCUGCUGUUCGGACUCCCCUUGGCGGUGACCUCUUUCAACCGCUACUCUCGUCUGGUCGAGGCCCUUGGGCGCCGCCUCGUGCUGACCAUGGUUUCCCUCUACUUCGACGACGCCACAGUGGGAGACUGGGCUUCAUCGAAGGGUUCGGGUCAGUGGGCGUUUGGGCAGCUCAACGCGCUGUUGGGUACCCCUUUUGCCGAAUCCAAGAGGCAACCCAUGUCGCAUCGUGGGGAUUUCCUGGGCCUCGCGCACGACAUGUCCCGUGCUCUCUCUGACGGUCAAGCCGCCAAGUUCUACGGCAUCCUGAACUUCUUCGAGCAGGGGGUGUAUGGCAAAGUCGGGGCAGGGAGCCUCUGGGCCAUUAAAGAGCGACAGUACGAGGCGACCACGCAGCUUACGCCCGAUAUCCGGGACAACUUCAGGUACAUUCGCGUCAUCAUUCGAGCUAG
Messenger RNA from Symbiodinium necroappetens, 1154 nucleotides. The record is from the annotation of a GenBank genome assembly. Lineage: Eukaryota; Dinophyceae; Suessiales; Symbiodiniaceae.